Molecule: messenger RNA, 411 nt
Organism: Coccidioides immitis RS
Lineage: Eukaryota; Fungi; Ascomycota; Eurotiomycetes; Onygenales; Onygenaceae
Exons: 2
Coding region: 1-411 (136 amino acids)
Source: RefSeq, a predicted model, not a curated record
AUGCAACAAACGCAGGCGGCAACAAACAACACGGGAGCCAAGGGCGUGGGCAAUGUCAAAGGCCGGGAGAAGCCGUCGCAGGCAUUGGCGGGAUUCUGCCACUCACUCGCUCCCUCAAGGCUACCAAAUAAUGUCAACAAGUCGCUUCGGCCAACUUUGCCAACCUCUCGAGGCUUCAAGCAACGCCAGCAGGAUGUAGGACGGAUGGGAGACAGCGAUCCAGGCCGAAGAAAACAUCCAAGGUAUCCAAAAGUAAUCCAGUUGCUUGUCAUCGCCCAGACACGGGGAGAGGCCCAACGCAGCACCGGGAUUGCGGUGCUUAGGGUGUUUCGUGCGGCGCAAAAGGUCUGCCAGGAGGGUUCGGAUGCAGCGAGACACAACAAUGUCGCUGUGCCCGGCCUGGAUGUGUAG